UAAUGAUGGACAAAUACAAAUAUGGUAUAUAAUUUGACUCAUGAACUAGCUUAAUCAUUAUAUCGAUCCAAAAAUUACAAACACUCUUUCAUAACAACAUAAUUAUGUUGUAGGGUUAAGGUUUAGCAUAUUUGGGAGUAGACAAAUCUCAAUGAUGAAUCUGAAACAGUAAAAAGUGCAGGCUUGCUAUGUAGAUAUGAUGAUAAAGGCUUAAUUAAAUUCAUCAAGAGAGUUAUAGACUCAGCUGAUACUUACACAUAUGAAUAGCAGAAAUGGUUACAAAAGGCAAUUCAAAAAAUUUAUUAUGAAUCAUAUUAAGAGUUGUCUCUCCAUGAAAUUCGGUUUUUGAUAAAGGAAAUACAAAAAGAGCAUGAGAACAACAACAAAACAAGAACAAUAAGUUGCCUUUAGAUGUUGUGCUAGAUUUUACUUGGACUAGGAAGAAUAGAUGAAGCACUAUCGAUAUGGCCUUCGUUCAUUGGCUUAGAGCCUACUUCUUUGGUUGGCUAUCAGAAAUAAGGUAUUUAAGCAUACAUAACCUAAUUUCAAGCAUAAUUAUUAGCUAAGUUGAAGGAUGAGGAGUCGAGUAUCGAGGUUUGGAAUCUGUACUUAAGCAAUAACAAGGAAGAAGAGUUCACAUAUUGUCAUCAAAAAGGUAUUGUAUAAACAAGAGAGUUUAGCUUAAUUCCUUUUCAUUCACUUAGAGAGGAUGGAGGAGGCAGUUUAAGUAUGGAAUGAUUACAUUCAGAAAAAUCCCAAUUAUCUAGAUGCGUACAUUAACAAAGGUAUUGUAUAAAUAGCAUAACCCCUCUUAGCUGACCUAUUACAUUAGAUGUUUAACAUUGAAGGAGUGAUAGCUGUGUAUGAUGAUUAUAUAAAGAAACAUUAGAAUGAUUACAAGGGCUAUAGAGUUAAAGGUAAAAUAUAUUUCAAUACGAUAAAGCUGACUUUCUUGUAGCUUUGAAUUAAUUUGAUGAUGCAAUAGAAGUUUGGGAAAGCUACUUGCAAUUGUUUCCGAAGGAUAGAAAAGCUUAUGAGAAGAUGGGUAUUAUCUAUAAAGUAAUCAAUAGUGAUGGUCGUUAACCUUAAAUACUAAUGAUAUUAGCAUAC
This is a messenger RNA of Paramecium octaurelia, 1110 nucleotides long. The record is from the annotation of a GenBank genome assembly. NCBI's taxonomy places the organism in Eukaryota, Ciliophora, Oligohymenophorea, Peniculida, Parameciidae.